AUAACGGGGCCCGUUCGGUGGAUGUGGCAUAGCCGGCCCACCCUCUCAUAGUCGUCCUCCUCCCCUGGCUCCUCGCCUCUGCAGUCACCCCUGUGCCGCGCGCGAUGUGGGCCGCCCAGCUGCCCCCUCUCAGAAUGGGCCUCCAGCCUCUGCUCCUGCUCCUGCUCCUGGCCACCUCUCUUGUUUCGCCAACCCGAGUGCAAGAUGCUGAGCCUCGGCCUGUUUUCUUAAUAGACAGUGUCAAGCUCAAGGUUUUGCCUGGACACAACGUGGGGAGUGGCACCAAUGUGACACUACAGUGUGUCCCAAAAAUCACCUCUGGCACAGGGAAAGCCCCGAGCUACCAGUCCAUCUUCUACAGGGACGGUGAUCUGGUAUUCACCCAAAACUCCACCACAGCAAGCCUGCUGCAUAUACCAGGGGCCAGAGUGGCUAACUCUGGAUCGUACUCAUGCGUUGUGUCUGGGUAUGGAAUGCGCAAGGAAAGCAAGUCUGAAACGUUGAGUGUCACAGGCUUGCAGACCCCGGUUCUCAUCCUCAACAAGAGCUUUGUAACUGAGGGGGAAGAGGUGACGGUCUCCUGCAGUGCCCCUGAGGAACUUGGCAAGUUCUUCUUCUACUUUUACGAAGAGUCGAAGGAAGUUACAAAAGUACAAGCCUCCACCAACUGGGCAAAGGCACCGCUCAUUUUUUCUUCACAAGGAAAUAAGAGCUUGCACUGUGACUAUGUUGUCGUCCUGCACCCAGGUUCUAUGCGUUCAAACCAAAGCAAGACAGUAAAUGUUUUUGUGCAGGAGCUAUCCAUCAGACCCUCAAUUGAGAUACAGCCUAGCACAAAUGUCAUUGAAGGAGACAUUCUGAACAUCACAUGUAAGGUCAUCGGCUCACUUUACGAAUCCGUCAAUGUGUAUGUGUCCAAGGACAAUAAGCUGUUGCAAACGGGAUUAGGCAGAAGUGUCUUUUCAAAGAAAAUGCUGUCUGACGACUCGGGGACGUAUGAGUGUAAAUUACAGAUGGGAAAUUUGCUGAAAACAGUCAACAGUUCUGUCGUGGUUUCAGAACUGUUUUCAAAGCCAGUUUUGACAAUGCACCCCAAGGAGGUGUUUGAAAAGGAGCCCUUCUCAUUAGCCUGUAACAGUCUCAAUAUCUCCACUCUAAGGAUCCAAGAAAAUAAUGUGAAAUACAGCAUUUUUAAGAAUGGCAAGAUUCUAACACUAGGAACUUUUCAUGGAAAAUACAAUCGUCGAGCAGAUACCUCCCUCAAUGGAAAUUACACCUGCUAUGCAGUAGCCCAUAUGAUACGAAAAACUAGCAACACUAUAGUGUUCAAAGCAAAAGUCCUCGUCUCCAAGCCAUUAAUGAAGGUCUCUGGAAACGUUAUUGUGGGGAAGAAUCUCUCGAUCCAAUGCCACUGUGAGAAUGGCAGCCUGCCCAUCAGUUACACCCUAUUGAACAAAAAAGUACCAGUGCACCCUGUCAUGACAGUAUGGCAGCCCAACGACACUGCUUUGUUCAAUGUCACCAUAAGGAGGAAGGAGGACAUUAAGAAUUUCACCUGUGAGGCCGAGAACAAUGGCUACUCUUCGAAGAAGGAGAGUGAUGUGCUCAACGUUACAGUCAUAGAACCUGUGUCAAAACCAAACCUGCUCAUUAUGCCAUACUUGGGGGAUGUCACCGAGGGAGAGGAUCUGUACCUUCAGUGCACUGUCAAAGACGGCUCUCCCCCAAUCACCUUCGAGUGGUACCGCGAUGGAUUGGACCAGCCCCUGUACUCCACGAAGUCAAAGGGGAGGUCUGAAUCGUAUCGUUUGGGUCGAGCAACGAGUAAUCACAGCAGCUCGUAUCACUGCAAGGCUGACAACCAGGCCAAAGAAGAAAUGCUGAGCAAGGCGGGCACCAUCAACGUGAGACUGGCCAGGUGGAAGAAGAUCCUGAUUGGUGUCUUCUGCAUUGUACUUCUGGUGUCCUUGAUCGGCUUUGGGUGCUAUCGAUACAGGGUCAAGAGAGGUAAAAGGGAGUCUGCCACAGAGCUGUCAGUAAAGCCUUCGAGCCCUAAAUCAGAGGACUCUCUCACUGUGAGUCUUGCCCACAGCACGGAAGUAUAUAACGCUGACAAAGACAGCGGCGAUGCUAGGGGAAGGAGCGUCUGGAGCGAGAGGGAGUCGCACUCUGACAACGAUGAGCAGAGCAGCGAGGAGGCACCGAAGGAGCCUGAUGUGGAGUACACCGAGGUGGUCCAUCCUCAGCCUGCAGACAGCUCACGAGCUCCAGUGAGGAAAGGCACAGAUACUGUGUACACCGAGCUCCAGAACUCUCCUCAAGAUGUAACUGACCACUCUGGCUAUCAGGGAUCGGUGGAGUACGCCCAGCUGAACCAUGACCUGCCGGAGCCCGUGGAGGCUGUGUAGCCCUCAGCACGGUGGAAGGCUUCCCCAGCACGGCCUCUCUCCAAGCCGUACAAUAUGUGGAAUAUAUUUAUAUAUUGCUACAGAUCUACAUCACCAUGUCCACCGCCAUUACUGCUGGAUGCUGUGCUGUAAAUGAUAUUACAAAAACCAGUAUUGAGGUUUUAUGUAGGAUCAUAGAUGUUAUGAAAGAAGCCCACUCCAUGUGAAGUAAAAUGUUUAUCGUUCUAACUGCUUUGCUGGAAAUUAUACUUCUACUUUUUAUAUUGACACCUUUUAAAUGUUUUUCUCCUUUUUCUCACCAAUUGGGAAUGUCCAGUUGUAAUAUAUCAGGAACCAUUUGGGACAAGUACAUGCUAUUCUCCAAAGCAGGCUAUGCCAGGUGCUGUUUCUUAUUGCACCGCAGUUGGAAAGUUAGGCUUGAAGAGACAUGAGACCGAGGGUGACUCUGCAGUUAAACAGGAGGACUUGCAGGUGCCUAGUUGAUGGGAUUUUCACCCCAGCCGACAGAAACCCUGCCAUCCUCAAGAUGCAGGAGUCAACUGUGGGUCCUCCUGCAGGACUGCCAGCCACAGUCAGCACUGGACUGUGGGAUUCAGUACCAGACCAUGGGCCUCAUCCGUGCGCUAGAACAGAGCCUUAACGGGAUAAGCCACUCUCCGCUGCCCGAUACUCACACCACUAUGAAAAUUGAGUAUUGGGGCAUCGUCAAAUUCUAAACUUCAUCAUCUGAUCACUGGACGCUCAAGAAGUUGACUUUUUUAAUUCCACUUCCCAGUCGGCUGGCAGGAAUGUAACAAUAACCCAGACUUCUGUGUUUAGUAUGAAGGACCCACAAGUGAGUGGGAACACCUCAAUGAUUCAUUAAAAGGAGCAGCAUCCGCUAUAUUCUUGUAUAACCUCACUGGGAAAUGUAUUGUAGUUGUAAUAUUCAUAUAAUAAUAAUAAUAAUAAUAAUAAUAAUAAUAAUAAUAACAACCACAACUUUAGUAAUAAUAAAAAUAAUAAUAAUGACUUGCAUCACCAUAUUGCAUUGGUUUAUACUGUAUUCUUCAUUUCUGGCAGGACUGUCUGACCAUAGCAAAUCUUACAAAAAUGUACUACAUUAAUAUUUCAUGUGAUAGUAAUUUGCUGGGCUGGAACCGAGCAUUUGUAAAUCUAUCACUUUUGUUUUAUUAUUAUUAUUAUUAUUAUUAUUAUUAUUUAUUACUAUUAUCAGCACUAUGACUGCAGCUGCUGGUAGCCGAAUAUGUUUACCAGGGGAAACAGUAGAAUUAUAUAAAUAAGAGAAAUUGUUCAUGAGCAUGUUUGUCAGCUUAAUGAUGCAAGUAUUUUUGUCAUGUAAAUGAGUUCACUGUUAGCAGGCUAAAUGGCUAAUUGAUAUGAUUCUGUACUCCGUGUACAUGAAAAUAUCCUUAAAACAUUCCUAAGGCUGUACUAGUUUUGAAACACAAGUUCUUUCAACUUUUCUUUUGUAAAUUUUGAAAAUAAACUUUGGUUACAGCAUCA
Molecule: messenger RNA, 3914 nt
Organism: Conger conger (European conger)
Lineage: Eukaryota; Metazoa; Chordata; Actinopteri; Anguilliformes; Congridae
Gene: pecam1b
Product: platelet and endothelial cell adhesion molecule 1b
Exons: 16
Coding region: 105-2408 (767 amino acids)
Biological process (GO): cell surface receptor signaling pathway
Molecular function (GO): transmembrane signaling receptor activity
Source: RefSeq, a predicted model, not a curated record